Micropterus salmoides (largemouth bass) is the source of this 5862-nucleotide messenger RNA. It is a transcript of the gene plppr3a, whose product is annotated as phospholipid phosphatase related 3a. Gene Ontology annotation, molecular function: phosphatidate phosphatase activity. Gene Ontology annotation, biological process: signal transduction; phospholipid metabolic process; phospholipid dephosphorylation. Lineage: Eukaryota; Metazoa; Chordata; Actinopteri; Centrarchiformes; Centrarchidae. The record is from RefSeq and is a predicted model, not a curated record.
CUGCGUACCCGAAAACCGUGUGACGGAUGCCUUGCAUAUAAAAUAAGGUUUUUUUGGAAUUUUAAAUUUAUCCGUGUUAUAUAUUCUAUGGGAUAUAGGAAAAUCUGCAGGUGCACGUCAAGGGGAAGAACCGGGUGGACCCACGUGAAUCUCUCACUUAUCUAAAGCCAGGAAAUAGAAAGGAGAGCAACGCGUUGCCAGAAAGUGCCGCAAAUUGGACUUUCCACCAUCAGCAACCCUCUCUCUCCUCUCCUCUCUUCUUUCUCUCGCCAUCCCUGCUCCUCUCUGUAGGUCUCCUCACUUACUCCCAUCCAACCCCAUUCUCCCAUCCUUCAGUGAUCCCAGAAUAGCCUCUCACCGGAGCGCUCUCUAAAUAAUAGUGGGGAGUUUGGGAUUUCGGGGUGACGCCGGAGAUGGAUUAAAGGGACUGUGCACCGCAAAACUGGAGCAGCACGCACGACCACGCCGGGGAGGAAGGGGGCGUCGGGACUCGGUCAAUUCACGGAGCCCGCGGGAUAGAGGCUGUGACUGGUCCCACCCCAAGAUGACGUCCCCUAAAAACAAAGCCAAGAAGAAACCACCUAAAGACAGCAUGACACUGCUGCCAUGCUUUUAUUUUGUAGAGCUUCCCAUCGUCCUGUCCUCUUUGGUGUCCCUGUACUUCCUGGAGUUGACAGAUGUGUUGUCCCCGGCAAUGGUGGGCUACCGCUGCCAUGACCGCGACCUCUCCAUGCCCUACGUGGAGACGGGCGAUGAGCUCAUACCUCUGUUGAUGCUGCUGAGUUUGGCCUUCGCUGGUCCUGCAGCAUCUAUUAUGAUGGGGGAGGGCCUGAUGUACUGUAUGCAAUCCAAACUGAAGACAUGUCCCAAGUCAGAGAGCAGCAUCAAUGCUGGAGGCUGCAGCUUCAACUCCUUCCUACGCAGAACCGUGCGCUUCGUCGGUGUUCAUGUGUUCGGUCUCCUGGCAACAGCCCUGGUGACAGAUGUCAUCCAGUUAGCUACUGGUUACCACGCCCCUUUCUUCCUCACCGUCUGCCAGCCCAAUUACACAGCCCCGGGAGUGUCAUGUGACAACAAUGCCUACAUCACAAGGGACAUCUGCAUGGGGAAAGACCAGUAUGCCAUCAUGUCAGCUAGGAAAACAUUUCCAUCCCAGCAUGCAACGCUCUCUGGCUUCGCUGCGGUCUAUAUCUCCAUGUAUUUCAAUGCCAGCAUCAGCAGCACAACAAAGCUGCUGAAGCCGUUGCUGGUAUUUGCUUUUUGCAUGGCGGCAGGCCUCGCUGGGCUGACACAGAUAACUCAGCACCGCAGUCACCCAAUAGACGUCUACGUGGGAUACCUCAUAGGAGCCAGCAUUGGAGUCUACCUGGCUGUGUACGCAGUGGGAAACUUCAAAGCAUCAGAAGAAGAUGCUCACUCUUUACAAAGACUGACCCCGACUCAGCAGAAGGACGGCCUGAGGGUGCUGAGUCAGCGGAGUCAUGACUCUCUUUACAGGAAAACUCCCAGGGUGUCUGAGAGCAGAGAGGAGCUUGGGGUGGGGCUGGGGUCCGGGGCCCGCAGUAAGGUGAGGAGGGAAAAGGCCUCUCUGGCCUCCCUCAAACGUGCGAGUGCUGAUGUGGAGCUACUAGCAACCCGGGGUCCCAUGGGCAAGGAAACUAUGGUAACCUUCAGCAACACCUUGCCCCGAGUCGCAAACGGCAACAGCCCCAUCUCCCCCUCAGAUGAGCCAGCUACCACGCAGCGUCACAUGACCUUCCAUGUGCCCUUUGACCCCCAGAGGUCUCGGCAGCUGGUGUCAGAGUGGAAGCAGCGCUCACUGGAGAUCCGCAGCCAGAGCUCACGAGACGAGGAGGAGGAGGUAAUGGACGGUAGAGAUGGAGGAGAUGAAGGAGGAGCAGCAGCAGGAGAGGGAGGAGACCAGGAGAUGCCGUCCUCUCUUUAUCCCACAGUGCAAGCCAACAAGGGCAUUGCCACACCGACUGGGGCCAGGAUGGUGGUGGCACCGCCACUCGUUCACAUCCCUGAGGAGGCCUCUCGGCCGCCACCUGUCUCCCCCAAGAGUGCCAAGACCCGCGCCAAGUGGCUGUCUCUCACUGAGGGAGGAGGGGUGAAAGAGCCGGGAACAGGUCCCAUUGCAGUGUCAACUCCGCGUGUGCCCAACACGCAGCCCAACCAGCUGCCCAGCCAGCAAAGAGUCACUCAGGUGAUCGCCAUGUCUAAGCAGCAGGGACAUGGACCCAUCACUUCAUCUACUAAAACAUCAGAAGGGGGCUCCUCAUCCGGCGGUGGGUCCAACUGUUCUGAGUCACCCUAUUACCGGAUCCCAUCUGAUCGAGACAGCUGCACUGGGAGCAACCCAGGCAGCAUCGCCGGAAGUGGGAGCAUAGUCACAAUCGACGCUCAUGCCCCUCAUCACCCGGUGGUGCGUGUGUCGGCCAAUAACGGGAAGCCGUGGGAGUGGAGAAACACCAUCAGCGGUAACAUGAUGGCUACUGACACAGCCGGGGACAAACAUCGCGUAGCCCUGCAGCGGCAGGACAAUGUUAGUCACUACCGGGAUUACCGGACACUCCCAGGGAAAACGGACUCGCUUUGCUCCUCCUCGGCCAGCGGCAGCGCCGAAGGAGGAGCGGAGCUACCUCCCCCACCUCUCCCCACUUCCUCCUCCCCUCUGCCUCCCCCUCCUCAACUGUUGUCAUCCCCUCUACCACCACCACCUCCUCACUCGUCUUCUUCUCCUUUGCCUCCCCCUCCUCACCUGUCCUCUCAGAUGUCCCCACCACCUCUCCCAUCAUCCUCUCAAAUGCCCCCCCCUCCUCACCCAUCUUCUUCCCAAAUGCCCCCCCCUCCUCACCCAUCUUCUUCCCAAAUGCCCCCCCCUCCUCACCCAUCUUCUUCCCAAAUGCCCCCCCCUCCUCCAUCUUCUUCCCAAAUGCCCCCACCACCUCACCCAUCCUCCUGUCAAAUGCCUCCACCUCCUCACCCAUCCUCCUGUCAAAUGCCUCCCCCUCCUCACCCAUCCUCCUGUCAAAUGCCCCCACCUCCACAUCCAUCUUCUUCCCCUUUGCCACCUCCACCACAUCCCUCAUCCUCCAUGCAUCCACCUCCCCACCCGUCCUGCUCCAGCAUGCUUCCCCCUCCUCCCCAUCCCGACUUACUGAUGGACAGCCACAGCCAGGCCCUGUCCCGGUCCUCCACCCUGCCUCGUCGCCCCUCUGUCUCCGCCCGCAGCCAUGCUGAGCAGGAGCACUACUACAAGGCCAUGCAGAAUGAAAGGAUGUUAUAGUGAAGGAGAAAGACAAUAGACAUCAUUGUCAUAUCAAUGAUUAUACUUAAAAAAAACUCAGUUAAAAGAGACAGUGAAACAAAGUAGGUUGUGGCAGGUGAAUCGCAAUUUAUGACUUUUGAAAAAAAUGACAAAGAGGAUUAGAGACUCAGUCAAAAUGCUGGAAAUGAAGAGACAGCAGGGGUGCAGGACCGUGGGGCGGUCUGGCUGCUCACACACACUCAGCAGGGGAUCUGGUUUUUCUCGGCUCACAUGUACUGCCCACAGCGCCGGCUCAACAGCCCUGAGUGGAAGAAUAACAGUCAAGGGAAGAAAGGGAAGAGGAAAGAGAGCAGGGUGAAGAUUAAAAACCCUAGUUUCAGCAUGCACAUCCUGUGUGUUUCUUUAAGACACAUUCAAAGAAGGAAUGGAAGAGGCUGCAGCUGAAAGAGAGAUAUCACAAUGAACACUGGGAUUUGCUAAAUCAAGUUUCCCUGGAGAGAUGGGAUAAGACUGAGAAAACAAAACAACUACAGGCAAUACUAGCUCUCCUUAAACUAGCGCAGCUGUUUGAGGUUGCCAACCAUUACACACAGAGAAUUUGCCAUUGUAACCAGCUGAGAAACUUAAACGCACCCAAAAGCUAUGAAUAAAAAAAAGGUUUAACCAGAGGUUCAAGAGUAUUAGCCACAACCCACAGAGCAUGAGAGUCUUUUUACCCCUCUGAAUAAACAAACCAAAUGGGGAAUUUUAUUUUUGACGCCAAGCAAAUCUGUCAGUAUUCACCAGAGAGAGCCAGCUUAGGAAGUGUUGCUUCUGGAUGGUGUGUGAGAAGGAGGAGGAGGGGAGGGUAUAAGGAGGAUCACGCAUAGUCGGGUACCCCUAUACAGACGUCACUGAAUGGAUUACUGUUGUAAACAUGAGAAGCGAUGGAAAGGAAAGAGAAUUGUUUCUCAAAUGAAGAGGGUGGCUGGGCCGCACAGCACAGCGAGCCAGGCAGCCAGUCUGUCUUAGCUGUGUGCAAAACUUGAUGCAGAGCCUGAAGCAGCACUAAGGAGAUUAACGUUUGUUUAUCAAACCAUGCUAGCACUCUCUUCCCUCCGUAGUCCUUUACAUUUGGCCCUUCUGGCAAAUCACAAUGGUGACAGGAAUGUUAAUGCAAAGCUGCCCAGCCAGCCGUGCAGCCCGCCAUCCCCACCAACAUGGACAUUGGCUGAAGCAGGUGUUGCUUGGAUGCGGCUAACCGGCUUGUGUUGCUGGCAAUCUCUCUUUAUACCUGUUACCAUUUGAAAGGUGUUGGUACCACUUUCUAACUAUGCACUUCAUACAUUUAUCAUAAGUUGUUUCUUGAUUAAUGAUAAUUUAUUUAUGCUUUACAGAUCAGAAAUAAGACAUUCUUUAGAGAAACGUUUGGGUUGUCAGGUUGUAAAACAUCUUUAAUUAGUGUAUGCCUUUUUAUCAAGCUGUUUUAUUUUUCAGUUAGCCUCCUGGAGGAAGACUACUAUUUACAAUAUUAAUUCCAGUCUUACAAUUCUGUAUUCAUCCAUCCUUCUUUACCCCUUUAUACUUUAUCUUUUUUCAGUCUAUCACAGGGAUACCCUUACUUAAGUAUGCCUUAUUAGAAAGUGAUACCAAGAUGUUUUGUCCCUCUGUGAUAUGAAAUAAAUUCCUAAUUUGUUGAGCAGCCAACACCAUGAGCCAGCAAAGGUUUUAAAAAAUGUCAUGUUCAAAUAAACCAUGGACAAAUUACAUCUGCUGAUGAAGACCAUGUAAUGUGGUCAAAUGGUCCAGAACAAGCAAAAGUAAAUACACUUCCAAUUGAGACUGUUUUUUAUCAGCUGCCACUUUUAGACGAAACAAUUAGUUAUUAAUCGUAGAAAUAAUCUCAUUAUUAAUCAAUUAUGACAAUAAUCAGUAGUUGCAGCCCUAAGAAAUACGCUUUGAAUCGACAUCUACGAGUUGAGAGGAAGUGCGUGUUCUUCCUGCUCACCCCUGCCUCUUGUGCGUAUUUAUAUUAUGUUGUAUAAAGUCUUUAUCUGGUACCUAUCAUUUCAUACAUCCAAGUUUUUUCUAACCAUGAGAAGAUAUUCCGUCAAAUGAUAAGUGCUUUAUUUUAGAUUGUACUUUGAUCAUAUUUUAAUGAAAGACAGACUCACAAACACACAGAUGAAAAAGUGGGGUUUCACCCAUGCACCAUAACAUCUGAAGGCUACAUGAACUGAUUUUGUAAAGUUGUGCUAGCAAGGGGUGGGUUAAAUGGAACAAGUUGUAUUUUGUAGUGGAGCUCCUCAGACAUGGAGCUGGUAGAUAAUGUUGCUUGUUGGUUUGUGCUGCAUGUGUGUACGAGCGUGUUUUUUAACUUCUGUGCUUCAAGUCUGCACCGUUACUUUUGGCAGACAGACAUGCUGCAUUUUUCAGUGCUGGUGAUUAUCGUACUACUUUCCCCUAUUUUGACUGUAAGAAUACUUGAUAUUACCUAAUAUUAUUAAUACUAUUAUUAUUCCACAGUCCUUUUUUAUGGGCUAAUGUUUUCUAUCUGUGGUGAUGUGUAACAUUAACAACCUGAUUGAAUAAAAAAAUUGAAGACUUCUUAA